Molecule: messenger RNA, 1881 nt
Organism: Saxophila tyrrhenica
Lineage: Eukaryota; Fungi; Ascomycota; Dothideomycetes; Mycosphaerellales; Extremaceae
Exons: 2
Coding region: 1-1881 (626 amino acids)
Biological process (GO): nucleocytoplasmic transport
Cellular component (GO): nuclear pore
Molecular function (GO): structural constituent of nuclear pore
Source: RefSeq, a predicted model, not a curated record
AUGGCCUUCGGUCGCUCCAACUCGCUGAGCAUUAACACCGGCGCGACCAACUCUCUCUUCAACACGAAGCCGGUAUUCGAGGAGCGUACUGCAAACAGGCACCAUCUUGUCACAUCAACACAUCCUCUACAACCACAGCAAGAACCAAAAGAAAGAAUGCCUCCAGUUCCUCGCCCGGCCUCUGCGGCUGCCCCUACGCUUAUUAGCAUGACACGAGUUCCUACUCCGGCCUCUGCGGCCGAUACCACCCCAGUCAGCACGACACCAGUCCCUCGGCCAGCCUCUGCGGCCGCUCCUACUCCCAUCAGCAUGACACCACCUGUACUAACGCAAGCUCCAAGCAACACGCAACAGAAUCAAACAUCGCAGCCACCAGCGCCUUCCGGAGGUCUUUUCGGUAGCAACAACACGGCAACUUCGCAGCCACAGCAGACCGGAGGAGGAUUGUUUGGAGGUGGGAACACAACGUCGCAACCGCAGCAGCAGGGUGGCUUGUUCGGCAGGGUUGGGACGUCGCAACCACAACAGUCGGGAGGACUCUUCGGUGGAGGUGCAGCAACAUCACAACCUCAGCAGUCUGGUGGUCUAUUUGGGAACACGAACACCUCGCAGCCUCAGCAAUCAGGGGGUCUCUUCGGCGGCGGCGCGACUUCUCAACCCCAGCAAUCUGGCGGCUUGUUUGGCAAUACUGCAACCUCGCAGCCACAGCAGUCUGGAGGGCUGUUCGGCAAUACUGCAACUUCCCAACCACAGCAGUCUGGAGGCCUCUUCGGAAACACUACUACCUCGCAGCCGCAGCAAUCAGGCGGUCUCUUCGGUAACACCACCAACAACACUCAGCAAAACACCGGCGGAGGUCUCUUCGGCGCAAGCACCGCCAACCGAACAGGCGGCGGCCUCUUCGGCGCAUCCACCACGAACAAUGCACCCAACAACAACACUUCCUCCCUCUUCGGCGGCGGGGGCAACAGCCUCUUCGGCGGCGCCUCCACCCAACAACCCCAACAACAACAGCAACAGCAAAACCAACCCUCCAACACCUUCCUCGGCAUGACCGCCACCGCCCCACAAUUCAACCAGCCCUCCCUCCUCGGCGCCCCCCAGUACCGCCAAUCCCAAACCAACCCCUUCCAAGGCCGCCUCACCCUCGGCCAAUCCGGCUCCAACACCACCACCGUCGGCGGCGGCGCCCAGUCGCAAGGCGGUCAGGGGGCUGUGCAAGUCAACUACGAUAACCUGAAAUCCACUACCCGCUUCUCCGACCUCGUGCCGGAGGUGCAGCAGACCCUUGAGCGGAUCGAUGCGAUGAUCCAGGCCCAGGAGCGCUUUGCGCGGCAGAUCGAGGCUUUUGUCCCGAAACAUGGACAAGAUGUGGAAAGCCUGAAACCGGACGUCGAACUAGUCAGCGAGAAGAACGAAGCCAUCGAAACCGCCCUCUCCCUCGACGCCCGCGGGGUCGAAGGCGAGAAGGGGACCCUACAAAAGGACAUCUCCGACGGCGAGCGCCUGCAGCGCGUGAUCGACAACCUCCGCCAACCGCCGCAAUUCCACUCUCGUGGCGGGGACCCUGGUGGUCGGGACCUCGACCUCAUCGGAAACUUCUUCAACCCGCUUGCGGGAAACAUGUCCGGUGCGAUCGAUACCUACGGCGCUACUAUCGCAGAGGUUGAGGCGCAUAUGCAUAUUCUGGAGCAGAGUGCGAUGGCUAGUGGUGGUAGUGGGGCUAGGGGUGGUGGGAUCGGAGGCGGGUUCAGCAGUGUGAGGGAGCUGGCGGAGACGCUGGGGGCGUUUGAGGAGGGGAUUUUGGGGGCGGCGGGGGUGGUGGGGCAGUGUCGGGAGGGGGUUAAUGAGUUGGUGUUGGGGGGGAGGGGGAGGCUUUGA